Messenger RNA from Dama dama (fallow deer), 975 nucleotides. It is a transcript of the gene EN2, whose product is annotated as engrailed homeobox 2. Bases 1 to 975 code for a protein of 324 amino acids. The record is from RefSeq and is a predicted model, not a curated record. Gene Ontology annotation, molecular function: DNA-binding transcription factor activity, RNA polymerase II-specific; RNA polymerase II cis-regulatory region sequence-specific DNA binding. Gene Ontology annotation, cellular component: nucleus. Lineage: Eukaryota; Metazoa; Chordata; Mammalia; Artiodactyla; Cervidae. Gene Ontology annotation, biological process: neuron differentiation; regulation of transcription by RNA polymerase II; multicellular organism development. The transcript has 2 exons.
AUGGAGGAGAAUGACCCCAAGCCUAGCGAAGCGGCGGCGGCGGAGGGGCAGCGGCCGCCGGAAUCCAGCCCCAGCGGCGGCGCCGGCAGCCCUGGCGAGGCGGACACUGGCCGCCGGCGGGCUCUGAUGCUGCCUGCGGUCCUGCAGGCGCCCGGCAACCACCAGCACCCACACCGCAUCACCAACUUCUUCAUCGACAACAUCCUGCGACCCGAGUUCGGCCGGAGAAAGGACGCAGGGACGUGCUGUCCCGGCGCCGGAGGAGGCAGAGGCGCCGGGGCAGGCGGCGAAGGCGGCCUGGAGGGAGGCGGCGGCGCGGGCGGCGCGGAGCAGCUCCUGGUGUCGGGCCGGGAGCCCCGGCAGAACGCGCCCGGGGCGCCCGGGGCGGGCGGGCCGCUGCCCGGCGGUGGCGGUAGCGACUCUCCGGGUGACGGCGAAGGCGGCUCCAAAGCGCUCUCACUUCACAGCGGCGCCAAGAAAGGAGGAGACCCCGGGGGUCCCCUGGACGGGGCGCUCAAGGCCCGCGGCUUGGGCGGCGGCGACCUGUCGGUGAGCUCAGACUCGGACAGUUCGCAGGCCAGCGCCAACCUGGGCGCGCAGCCCAUGCUCUGGCCGGCUUGGGUCUACUGCACGCGCUACUCGGACCGACCUUCUUCAGGUCCCAGGUCUCGCAAACCAAAGAAGAAGAACCCCAACAAAGAGGACAAGCGGCCCCGCACGGCCUUCACGGCGGAGCAGCUGCAGCGGCUCAAGGCCGAGUUCCAGACCAACAGGUACCUUACGGAGCAGCGGCGCCAGAGCCUGGCGCAGGAGCUCAGCCUCAACGAGUCGCAGAUCAAGAUCUGGUUCCAGAACAAGCGCGCCAAGAUCAAGAAGGCCACGGGCAGCAAGAACACGCUGGCCGUGCACCUCAUGGCGCAGGGCCUGUACAACCACUCCACCACCGCCAAGGAGGGCAAGUCGGACAGCGAGUAG